Messenger RNA from Limulus polyphemus (Atlantic horseshoe crab), 4666 nucleotides. RefSeq names its product cell division control protein 42 homolog. The record is from RefSeq and is a predicted model, not a curated record. Lineage: Eukaryota; Metazoa; Arthropoda; Merostomata; Xiphosura; Limulidae. Gene Ontology annotation, molecular function: GTP binding; GTPase activity. Gene Ontology annotation, biological process: small GTPase-mediated signal transduction. The transcript is spliced from 3 exons. The coding region runs from base 327 to 1106 and encodes 259 amino acids.
UCGCGCGCGCAAGCAUUAGGUGUUCUGUUGUCCCGCAUUCGUAGUUGUUGUUCUCUAGAUUUAUGUUUUGUUUGGGGUAGUUUAUGUUAACGUGAUGUCCUAGAAGUUAUGAUAUUAAUUUUAUUUGCUUAAAAAACCUUUAACCUGUAUUAUUUUCACUACUGUAAAACCUUUUCUAUCCGAAAUGCAGUGUCGUUAUCACUUUUAAACCAUUGUGAUGUUACGUUAAGCUGGCAAUUGAGUUGCUGUUUAAUAACGUAGUGAAAUACUUAGUUAACAUUUUUUUAGACACCUAAUCUUAAAACUCGUUUUCAUUAAAGAACAGAAUGACACCUUUGAUACGAAAAGAGGCGAGUGCUGUGUCGGACUUCGAAUCUAAAACUGAAAAUAAUAUCAGUAAGAUAAAAUGCGUAUUGGUAGGUGAUGGAGCUGUGGGCAAAACGAGUCUUAUAGUAAGCUAUACAACUAACGGCUACCCAACAGAGUAUGUUCCUACGGCCUUUGACAACUACUCUGCUGUGGUGACAGUUGACAAUCAACCAAUCAGAUUGCAGCUAUGUGACACCGCUGGUCAGGACGACUUUGACUCUCUCCGGCCGCUCUGCUAUCUCAACACAAAUGUGUUCCUAUUAUGUUUUAGUGUAGUUUGUCCCACCUCAUUUUACAACAUCAAAGAAAAGUGGCUUCCAGAAAUCAGAAGACACUGUCCAACCGCUCCUGUCCUCCUGGUAGGAACACAGUGUGAUUUGAGGACAGACGUGAAGGUGUUGAUCGAACUCGCCCAUUAUCAGGAACAACCAGUGACCGAACAAGAAGCUCGUAAACUUUCCCAAUGGAUGAGGUCAGUUGGGUACAUCGAGUGUUCUUCCUUGACCCAGAAAAACCUCAAAGAAGUGUUCGACACAGCCAUCUUAACUGCUCUUCAAAACAUCAGACCAGAUAGUACUAAUACAAGUUGGAUUAGUACCAAAGACAAUUCUGUUUUUUCGAAAUUCGCAUAUUCAGACUCUUUAAAUGUCCCUUGGCAAACCAGAGACGUGUUUAGCGUUAAAUCCAAGAAUCGGAAAAAGAACUGGUGGAAGAAACUAUGUUGUUUUCUUAAAUGAACCGCAUCCAAGUUGGAUAGCUCACUCUUACCGAUGUCAUUAUUUUGACGCUUAUUGUAUAAUAUGGUCUGACAGGUUGAUUUACUGCCACAAGAAUAUUGACUUGUAAGUUAUGAUAAAUAUGUACUGCCACUAAAAAUACCAAGUUGUGACCGCAACACAACUGUAAUACCGGUUGUGACAGGUCAAGAAGAGGUCAUUUCCAAGAGUAAAUUUUCAGUUCAUUUAUACCGUUCCUAUUCCAGACAACUCAUUUUCAGAUAACUUUUUUGUUAUUAAUAUGGACAAGAGAAUAAUAGUUUUGAAGCGAUCGGGUAGAUAGUGUUUAUGCACAGUGAAAAGAUAAUAUGAAUUUAUUCCUUUCGUUGUAACAUGAACAAUUUGUGUCUUAAUUUUUAUAUGGCAACCUUUUGAUUAUUAAGAACAUGUAUUACACGAAACAUUGGACAUCUAUAUAUAUAUAUCUUAAGAACCUUUACAGUAAUGCCAAAUCAGAUUUUCCUUCCGUUUAAACUAGGCGUAUAUUUGUGUCUUCUUUGAAUACAUAUUAAUUAUUUAUCCCCCCCCCCCAAAAAAAAGCUUUUGUAAGUAGAAGAAAAGACAUAGCUUAAAAUAUUUACCAUUCCGACUAAUUGACAUGUCUUGACAUUUGCUUUUGAAUCCAAAUAGGUUCAAACAUAAGAAACACAGCGAAUGACAGCAUUUUUUAAACAGAAUGUUUUGCAUAACAAAGAAGAAGCAAUAUGUUUUCUAAAAGCGAGAACAUUUUGGAUUGGUUAAGAAGUUAAAUUUAUUAUUCACUAAAUAAAGAAAAAUAAUCCGCUGUGUAGAGAAAAAAUGCAAGUUUGAAAACAAACAUAACAAUAUCAGCAGAAACUUUACCUCAAAAAAAUUUGUGAACUCAGUGAAACAGUGUUAAUGGAACCGUCACUGGUUUUUAAAUUAACAGGUCUAUCCGAAGCAUAGCUUUAAAAGUUAGGUCACUUCAAAGUCCUUUUAGAAAAAAUGUUAAUAUAUACUAGAGAUCUCAUUAUUAUUGUUUAUUCACGUCACUGAAGUAAGGCUGUCUUUGAAAUAUAUUUUUAAACUUUAAAACUCAGUAAAAAAGAUGCUCUAGAUGUCCAGUUUGUCAAGAAGGCAGCGGCCAAAAAAAAAAAAAAUACUGAAUGCGAUUUUUGGAAUUCUGAAAUGUUCGUGUUAAUGUUUAAUUUUACUGAUAUGCUAGAAUUGAGUUAUAAUACUGAGAGUCAUAAGAACUGUAUUUAAUUUGUUGAACGUUAUUUGGAUCAGCGUAAACUGGACUUCCAAAUACGAAACACGUCUGAAAAGAAAUUGUAAAUAGUAGGAAGAAACCUCUAGUUUGUGCAACUAUUUUUAUACACAAAUCUGUGAUGAAAAGGUUGUUCGCAACUUGUCACAAACACAUGAAUGUGAAUGAUUCAUUGUAGUUACAUCUAUUAUCUUUGUACGAUUAUGUUCUAUGUCUAUAUAUUUAUAUAUACCUAUUUUGUGUAAGGAAGAGAGUAAUUUGUAUCCUUUCUUUGUGUGAUACAUAAGCUGAUAGCAAGCUUAACCAAGAAAUCUGUAUACAUAUCAAUUUUCAUGGAUUGAAAAAUCAGCAUUACUGGCGCGUAAGAGGUAAUCUUUGAGGCUCUUGUAUAUAACCAUACUGCGUAUUCGAGAAAGGAAUUCACUACUUUAAUACUAGACAGCUGAACGGGUUUAUAGGUAUCAUGCAUCUCCCGCUGUUGCUAUAAUUAAUUAUGAAAAAUCUAAGCUUAGCCUUCAUGGUCUGCUCAAAGAUUACAGCUCAGCUGUAGGCCUUUUAAUGUUGAUUGAAUUUAUAUAAAGAAAGAAAAUUACUAAAUCUCUAUAUUAAACUGUAAAUAAUGACUGUGCGCCCUUUUAAUGACUUGUAAUUCUCUAUAUAAGUUGGAUAAAUGGAAUUAAAAAACAUUUGUAAAUAAAGUGUGUUAUGUUCAAGAUUGAAAUAUGAAAAUGCGCAUGCGCGGUACAAAAUGGUAAUAUGCAAUUGUAAUUAGUAUAUUAUUAGCCUGUUAAAGGACAAGCUCCUUAGAAAUUCGGUAAUAAUAUUUCUAACUAAUUGUUUACAUAGUGUACCAGUAUCGCUAAGACCUAUGUGUGUUCUAAAAUUACAUGCCUAAUUUUCGUAGUUUUAUUUUUUAACCAGGAAUAGCUUAAUUUUUUCUUUAUUGGAAUCCUUAAGUUGUUAUGUUUAAAUAAGUUAGACUCCUCAUUAAGUUUUAUAUGCAAACAAUAACGAAAAUUGACAUUGUUAUGUUGCUUUGUCAGAAAACUUUAUUUUUAGACCUUUCAAUUAUUGUAAGUACCUGCUCAGACCUCUCUCUCUCUAUAUAUAUAUAUAUAUACAUAUAUUAUUCUUAAGUACCUGCUCAGACCUCUCUCUAUAAAUAUAUAUAUUGGGGGGGGGGGUAUAGGAAUAAAAUCACAUUGGUGAACCUGGCAGAAUCAAGAAAAACACGUAUGCAGGAAAGGAUUAUUUUAAUUUUCUAUUUCAUAUGGUAACGUACAGGUAAUAGAUCUAUCUUAGAUGCUUCAAUUCUGUAGUUGAAUGCUCUUACUUCCAGGUAACAAUCUAAAUAAAUCAUUGAAUUAUUAUUUUUUUGGUUCUUCGAUUGAACAAUGUUACUUACAGGUAUUGUACCUACUUAUAACUUCCCAAAACAAUUUUAUGUGAAAUAUAGACAUAUUUAAGUAAGAAAUUGAAAGAAAAUAUUUUUAUACUGUGUUUUCAUUACGCGUGCAACAGAAGGUUAAACAUUCAUCAUAAUAAAUAGAUAUUGUUUUACGUUCUUGUAUAGUAAAUAUGUAUACCUAUCUGUAUACCGAACGUGUAAUUUCAUUCUUGGUUGACACGUGUAAGGUUGGUCAGCUAUUACAACUUUGUGAAAUGUAACCACGAGCUUUAUAUAUUAGACAGAAUUAUAAAGAAAAACAGGAUUUUACAAUCAGUUUCUGUGAACCCAGUUGGAGUUUAAGUAUUAAAAAUAAAAGGAGUUUUCCAAGUUCUAUAUUAAACUGUUUAUAUGAAAAACAGUCUCUAAGAGAUGCAAUUAACCGUUUAUAACAACAUCACCAGUUAACAUUUAGUUUAUCUACUUAUAACUGGUAUUGUCAACAAUGGUACUCACAUUAUUUAUAAGAAAUGCACACGAACUGAGAUUUCAAGCAUAUGUAUUUAAUAGGGCAAUUAAUGUUACACAGAAACGAAUAAAUAAUAGGUAUAGAAUGGAUUACUGGUAGUAAGCUACCUUAUGUACAUAGGUGUAACUUUCACGGGGAACAUGCACCCCGCACCUUUUCAAAGAUAGAAUGUUUUUGUUGUUUUUUUCUCAUAAAAUACCCUCAUGCAUAUUCUAGCUACAGAAACGGUUCCAUCCCACGCCACUGUUGAUGUAUGUAGUAUCCACUUGUAUUUUGCUCAAGGUUAAAUUUUGCGUUUUCAUACACUUAACAAAUACUUAAAAUCAGUCCGUGUAUUUCAAUGUAGUUGCAAAUAAAAUUAUUUUCAACUAGAU